AUAAUCGCAUUAUAAUAGAUUGUACAUUUAGAUUCAACAAUAUUUGCAUCCAAACAUGGCAGAAGCUCCAUCUCCAAACACUAAUCUCAGAUUAUCUGGAAAAAUAGCCAUCGUGACUGGAGGUGCUAGUGGCAUCGGAGAAGCCACGGUGCGUGUUUUUGCUAAUGAAGGCGUUCUAGUGGUGGUGAUUGCGGACAUCCAAGACGAGCUUGGAAAUCAAGUAGCAGCAUCCAUUGGCAACCAAAGGUGCAUCUAUGUCCAUUGUGACGUUGCAGACGAAGAUCAAGUUCAAAAUCUCAUCGAAUCAACGGUCAAUACUUAUGGGCAGGUAGAUAUAAUGUUCAGCAAUGCUGGAAUUGUUAGUCCCACUAGUCAAACAUUAAUGGAACUUGAUAUGUCCCAACUGGACCGUUUAUUUUCGGUCAAUGUUCGAGGAAUGGCGUUGUGCGUGAAACACGCGGCGCGUGCAAUGGUGGAAGGGCGCGUGAGGGGUAGUAUCGUGUGCACAGGGAGUGUUUCCAGUAGCCAGGGAGGCGCAACUUCAACAGAUUACACGAUGUCAAAGCAUGCAGUAUUAGGACUAAUGCGUGCGGCCAGCGUGCAACUUGCAACACACGGGAUAAGAGUGAACAUUGUCUCACCAAAUGGGCUGGCUACACCUUUGACUUGUAAGUCGUUGGGGAUGAGCGAGGAGAAAGCACAAGAGACUUAUAAAAAAUACGCGAGACUUGAGGGAGUGGUGCUCACGCCCAAACACGUGGCAGAUGCUGUAUUGUUUUUAGUUUCUAAUGAGGCUGAGUUUAUCACCGGCCUUGAUCUUAGGGUCGAUGGUGGAUUCGCCUAUGGCAAAUAGUGAUUUGUACAAGAAGGUAUAACCAAAUAAAUAACAUAUAUCAUUUCAGGAUACAGAACAAUGAAUUGCUUCAAUAUUCUUGGCUAGUAGCUACAGAAGUUGAAAGCUUGUCUUUUUAGAAAGCCUUUUAACUUCACUAGAAUUUGAGAAUGUGGAUAACAAUUUUAUCUACUUUAGUGUGUUUUUUAUUGUUUAGUUUGGUUACUUGUUUACUUUGCUUCAUGAAUUGUUAGAUUUUUUUAGCUUUCUAGCUAAUAUGUUUCAUUGAUUGAGUUGCUGUUUCUAUGUUAUUUAGAGU
Messenger RNA from Trifolium pratense (red clover), 1151 nucleotides. Its product is annotated as (+)-cis,trans-nepetalactol synthase NEPS2-like. Gene Ontology annotation, molecular function: oxidoreductase activity. NCBI's taxonomy places the organism in Eukaryota, Viridiplantae, Streptophyta, Magnoliopsida, Fabales, Fabaceae. Bases 56 to 853 code for a protein of 265 amino acids. The record is from RefSeq and is a predicted model, not a curated record. The transcript is spliced from 2 exons.